AUGUCUUAUAAACAAUCCUCCUACUACCCCAGCAGGGGGGAUUUGGCAAAAAAAGAUCCAUCUCAGUACAGUGAUAUCAUACUUUCAGAAAACAAUAAUAGUAAUACAAAUGUAUCGAGUCUUCAAGGUACGUCUAAUGUGGGUUCGGGAACUACUGGUAACCAAUUAUAUAUGGGGGAUUUGGAUCCUACCUGGGAUAAGAAUACUGUUAGGCAAAUUUGGGCAUCCUUGGGUGAAGCGAAUAUUAAUGUUCGAAUGAUGUGGAAUAAUUCUCUUAACAAUGGGUCUAGGUCACCAAUGGGUUCAAAGAAUAAUCAAGGGUAUUGCUUUGUUGAUUUUCCCUCAUCCACUCAUGCAGCAAAUGCACUUCUAAAGAAUGGCAUGCUUAUACCCAAUUUUCCGAAUAGAAAACUGAAACUAAACUGGGCUACAUCUUCAUACUCAAGUGGCAACAGUACGUUUAACAAUGUAAAGAGUAGUAAUAACUGUUCCGUAUUUGUUGGAGAUUUAGCGCCAAACGUUACCGAAUCACAACUGUUCGAACUUUUCAUCAAUAGAUAUGCCUCAGUCGCUCAUGCCAAAGUCGUACAUGAUCAGGUUACAGGGAUUUCUAAGGGGUACGGCUUUGUGAAGUUUGCCAAUUCAGAUGAACAACAAUCAGCACUGUUAGAAAUGCAAGGUGUAUUCUUGAAUGGUAGGGCAAUUAAAGUAGGUCCCACAUCAGGUCAACAACAGCAUGUCAACAGCAACAACGAUUACAACCGCAGUUCUUCAUCGUUAAACAAUGAAAAUCUGGACUCAAGAUUUAUCUCCAAAAGUCAAUCAUUCAUAGGUAGCGGCAGCAGUAACAUGGGUUUGAAGAGAAACCAAACGUCUCAAUUCAUAUAUCCAGUUCAACAGCAGCCAUCUUUAAACCAUUUCACUGAUCCGAACAACACCACUGUCUUUAUCGGGGGCUUGUCAUCCUUAGUGACUGAAGAUGAAUUGCGUGCAUAUUUUCAACCUUUUGGUACCAUUGUUUAUGUCAAAAUCCCGGUAGGAAAAGGUUGCGGAUUUGUUCAGUAUGUUGACCGACUAUCGGCUGAGACAGCCAUUGCUAGAAUGCAAGGUUUUCCCAUCGCAAAUUCAAGAGUUAGACUUUCUUGGGGCAGGUCUGCUAAGCAAACAGCACUGCUUCAACAAGCUAUGCUGAGUAGUUCUUUGCAGGUCCAGCAACAGCAACCAACUUUACAACAACCCAAUUACGGGUAUAUUCCUUCCAGCACUUGUGAAAAUUCUGUGCUAUCAAGUCAUAAUAACAUUACACCUCUGACGCUUCCUGGUUGCCAAACCUUAAAUUAUUCUAAUUCAUACACUAAUGCUAGUGGAUUAGGUAUGAACGAUUAUUAUUUCUACGGCUAUAAUAAUGUAACGAAUAUAUCGGCUGCUAACUUACUAACUGAUACGAACCCUAUGGGCCCUUCGGACAUCAAUGGUCAACAAGUUAUCAUGCAAGGGAACGAAGCGCUUGUUAACAACACAAAUGCAAUGUUGAACCGUUUGGAACAAGGAAGUAAUGGUUUUAUGUUUGCUUGA
Saccharomyces mikatae IFO 1815 is the source of this 1575-nucleotide messenger RNA. RefSeq names its product Nam8p (gene NAM8). Gene Ontology annotation, cellular component: cytosol. Gene Ontology annotation, molecular function: mRNA binding. Gene Ontology annotation, biological process: mRNA splice site recognition. The transcript has a single exon. The coding region runs from base 1 to 1575 and encodes 524 amino acids. The record is from RefSeq and is a predicted model, not a curated record. NCBI's taxonomy places the organism in Eukaryota, Fungi, Ascomycota, Saccharomycetes, Saccharomycetales, Saccharomycetaceae.